Drosophila rhopaloa is the source of this 1578-nucleotide messenger RNA. RefSeq lists its product as uncharacterized. The transcript has 2 exons. Gene Ontology annotation, molecular function: peptidyl-prolyl cis-trans isomerase activity. NCBI's taxonomy places the organism in Eukaryota, Metazoa, Arthropoda, Insecta, Diptera, Drosophilidae. Gene Ontology annotation, biological process: protein peptidyl-prolyl isomerization. Bases 142 to 1293 code for a protein of 383 amino acids. The record is from RefSeq and is a predicted model, not a curated record.
UUUGCUGUCAGUGCUCAGUUUGUUUACCUUGAGCACAAACAAACACAUCACCACAAAUUGCUUGAGUCCACAAAUUUGCAAGUUAAUCUUGAGCGGAAACCAUCAAUACUGUGUACAGUAAUCCCUCUAAUACCAGUCAGUAUGUCUCAACGCGGAGUUGCCUUCUCGGAGUUCUAUAUAAAUGCCCCAACUAGUCGUUCAACCCAGUGGCGGGCCCAAAAGGUGGCCAAUGAACUGGUGGUAAAAAACAAAGAAGUGCGAGACAAGUUAAUGAACAACAGAGUUCCCACAUAUUCUGAAUUCCGAAGGAUAAUGCGAUCCGCGGGCAGGGAGGCGGACUACAAUCCGAUCACCUAUAAGAGCAUGAUAGAAAUCCGACAGGCGCAAAUCGAUCGUAGGCGCCUCAAAAGUAUAAAAUCCUGUGCCGACUCCCUUGGAUUUCAUCCUCGCAUCCUAAAUCGCAGCCAGUUAGUAACGGAAUUCAAUCAGAAACAAGACAUAUUUCGCAAAAAUCUCGAGCUCCUUGGACGGAUCAACAGGACCAAUCGACUGAAGGGCUGUGUGGAUAGCUUCAACCGCAAUUUUCCCGCCCUUCAGCCGAAUCGGACCAAGAUCCAUGCCCUCGCCCAGCGUUUGAGCCAGGAAAACAGGCAGUUCGGGUGUCGCCUCUCGGCGGUCAAGUCUAAGGUGGACUCGCACAAUCCUUGGGUGGCACCCGUGAAGCCGCUCGAACAGAAGGCCUCUGAUCAGACGGUUUCUGCUUUUUUGCCCUAUAUGCCAUCGCCUCGUUUGGGAAAGCGAAGUGCCCAUGUCCUGCUUCGCCCCAUAAUAUAUUUCGACCUGGCUGUUCGAGAAAACUUCUUGGGAAGAUUACUUCUGCAACUCUACACGGAACUGAGUCCCGAGGUGGUGCUUGAAUUCGUGCGGAUGGCCACCCACAACGAUGUGAGAUGUCACCGUUUUGUGCGAAUAUUCUCCAAUCUUUGGAUGGAGGGAGAACUGAUGCCGGGCAGCAACGAUCCAUUGCGGAAUCACCACAGCGUGAAGUACUCCUUUCUGGAUCCCAGCAAGUUGACGGGGGUGAUCUCGUAUCCGUGGGACUACCGCCGUCACUUUCCCCAAGGUCUCCUCAGCUACACCAUCAGUUUUAAGCCAUCGGCGGUUCCAUGGCAGCGGGUCAUUUUUGGACGGGUGUGCGGUGGCCUUAGGGUCCUGCAGAACUGCCACGAAUUUGGCACCAAAAAUGGCAAGACCAAGAAAACUGUGAUUGUCACACGGUGUGGCCUGCUCUAGUGGGAGUUCAUGGAUAUAUAUUUCCCGCCUCAUUAUGCACCUGCAUUAACAUAAGCCCAGCGAAGGACUUGCGUUGGCCCAACAAAAUUGUAGCACACCUUUGUGCUUAAAUGCAGCAGACUGUUUUUUCUCCAACAAAAUGCAAAUAAAAUUACAAAGUAAGCGGGUUUUUGCGUGGUAUCUAGGCACUGGGAGAAAAUCGAUUUUAAAAGUAGAGAAGAGAAGAAUUAUUAUCCGUAAUUUUCAUAGAAACCAGAUUGAAAUUUAUUAAACAAUUAGAAACGA